Molecule: messenger RNA, 1245 nt
Organism: Penicillium digitatum Pd1
Lineage: Eukaryota; Fungi; Ascomycota; Eurotiomycetes; Eurotiales; Aspergillaceae
Source: RefSeq, a predicted model, not a curated record
AUGAUUCAGGUCCAUGGCAUAACUAGUCCCGGUGAAUCGCCCCAUGUCUCAUCCGACAAAGAUGCAGCAUUGGCGGUGGUGGGCGAGUUCGCCCAAGAAAUUGACCCGGUAGUGGAAAAAAGGGUUCUACGAAAGAUCGAUUUGUAUUUGAUGCCUGCUAUGCUUGUCGGCUAUGGCAUGGUCUACUAUGACAAGGCUAUCUUAGGUAGUGCUACACUCUUUGGCAUGACGACCGACUUGGGAUUGCUAGUGAAAGACAAUUCCACUACUCCUCCAUCUGUUGAUACUUCACGCCUCAGCUGGGCAACAUCAAUCUUUUAUUUUGGGAUGCUUACUGGUCUCUACCCAAUGACAUUUAUCCUCCAAAGGUUUAACACUCGAACUGUUCUCGGUCCAGUUGUUCUGACGUGGGCCAUUGUCUGUGCUGCCACUGCUGGUGUGUCAACCUGGCACGGACUAUUCGUGCAAAGAUUCUUCCUUGAAGAACGGAGGGUUGCUGUUGAGAGACUGCGCAAGGGACAAACUGGUGUUCGGUGCCAGAAGAUCAAGUUCAAUCAAAUUAAAGAGUCUGUGAUGGACAUAAAGAUCUACCUGGUGGCCAUCAUGAUGGCGGCAGCGUACACUAUCAAUGGUGCUAUCUCGGGCUUUGGGCCGCUGAUUGUCUCCACAUUCGGUUAUGAUACCCUUCAUUCAAUUCUAUUCCAGUUUCCCGUCGGCGGCAUUUGUGUCAUUUUCAUUCCCCUCUGUGGCUAUAUUUCUACUGUUAUCCCUAAUAUCCGCAUACCCUUGCUCAUUACCUGCUGUUUACCUGUCAUUGCUGGCUGUGCGAUGAUUUGGAAAUCCCAAUGGGCAUAUCACCCAGUUAUUCCAGUCAUUGGCUAUGCACUCACCGGCUUCUUUGGGCCCGUGGUCAGCUUGGUCAUCGCAGUUGGAGCUAGCAAUGUUGCCGGGGCCACGAAGAAAACUGUCAUGGCAGCAACCGUGUUUGUGGCAUACACUAUCGGCAACAUCAUCGGGCCACAGCUUGUGAAAAGCAACACCAAGUCACAACAUUAUCCAGAAUUGUGGACUGGAAUGAUUAUCUGCUACUGCAUUACAAUUACUGCCGCAGUCGUGUUGUAUCUUGUCCUUCGGCGGGAAAACAGAAUUCGAGAAUCUUUGGAAUUGGAUGAGGUGCAGCGAGACAAGAUUGCAUUCGACGACCUGACCGACAAGCAGAAUCCCUUUUUCCGAUACGCGUUGUAG